CCUCUCCCUCUUGUAAAAAAAAAAAAUGUCAACGAAUAGGUCAUUUAAGAAUGAAGAAGGAUCACUAUCAGAUUUUCUAUGGCAGACUCCACUUUUAUUCAAUUGUCAUUUUGGAGAAUACGCGAAACAAGCUAUUUUAUCUCGUUGCUAUGAAGAGCUCUGGAUGAACAACGAAUCUAUUAUGCAACAAUACUUUUUCUCAUCUAAAGAAGAACUUUUGCAAACAAUACGUCGUCAAUCUCGGCCCCACGAUGGACGAGAACAGAGCACUAUAACUGAUCCUAAAUCUUUGCAUUCUAAUCAAAUACUUCCAGCUGAGGACUUAUCAAGUCAAAAAGGAAGACAAUGUGGUCAUGUCUUUCGAAAGGGUGAGCCUGUUUAUCGCUGCAGAAACUGCGGAUUAGACGACACUUGUGUAUUCUGUAGCAAAUGUUUUCACGCAACCAACCACGACGGACAUGAUAUUCUGUUUUCUGUCAGCCCCGGUUCUGGAGGCUGCUGUGAUUGUGGUGAUCCAGAAGCAUGGAAAGUGCCACUACAAUGCAACAUUCACUCCCUAAGUACUCAAGAUAAAGAUACCCAGAUACGUCUUUCAGAAACAACUUCACUUGACUCUGCUCUCUUAUCAGCAAUUCGCUUUACUAUUGUUUCAGUUGUUGAUUUUUUACUCGACAAUUUUGCUAUUGCACCCGAGGAAGUAGCACUUAAUCCUUCAACAGAAGAUUUAUUAAGAGAAAAUAGAUACCAACGUAAGCAACUUGGUCGAAUUGGUGUUCCCUUGGACCGUCCUACUCUUUCUCUUUCUCAGAAUACGACCAUCAUGCAGGAUAUACCAAUGGAUCAAACAGAAACAGUUGAGGAAGAUGUUGAUAUGGAUAAGGAUAAUGGAAGUGAAAAUAAGGCUACCGGAUUUACAAGCAAAGAGCAGGAUGGUGAAUUAUACGCCUGCAUCGCUUGGAAUGAUGAAGCGCAUGCGUUUUCCCAUGUGUUAGAGUCUAUCAUGACAGCUACAGGUUGGGAUUGGGCAAAGGCUAAACGUAUUGUUGAUGUUAUUCACGUUCAUGGACGAGAAAUCAUUGCGGUUUCAACAGAUAUCGAAGAACUUCGAAAAAUAGCAGCUCCUUUAUCAGCCAUUAACCUUGGUGUGACGAUAAGACCAGCAAAAGAGACAUUCAGAGAGCAAGUUGCAGGCUUGCUUGUAGACUGGCUUAAUGAAUUAAUAAGCGGCAAGCAUAAAUUCUUUUCAAGCAUCCUUGGUGGAGAUGCCAUCAUUCGUGAUAUGUUGUGCGAAGAAUUGUGCAGAGAGUGGGAGCUUCGAUUACCCUUGGCAUUACUAGCUGGCGGCCCUCCUGCUAAUGAUGAUAUUCCUGAGGACGACAGUAUGAAGGAGGAUGUUCCAAUGAUUAAUCCAGUUACAGAAGAUAUUGAAAUGUAUGAUCCUGAUGAGGAUGUAAACAAUGGUAGUAAAGCAGGAACGCCAAGCUCAGAAGACUCAAGCCACAUCAUGUAUAGGAGCCACUGCGAUAUUGCAUCUAUUGAUUGGGAUCCAAAAGCCAUGAUUAGAGAAUACUAUGCAGUGCGGCAAGAGGAAGUAAAGUUUGGAGAAUCUAUAUUACCAGAAACUGCUUCCAAAACAGCAGAUAAUCAUAGUAUGGCCCUUGAUUCUGAAGCACAAAAGAAGGCUACAGACUUACAAAAGGAAUUUGUGACAAAACUUCGCUUGGAUUAUUUAAUGUUAUACGACCUCAAGCUCUGGAAAGAAAUACGUAUUGCUUUGCGAGAACUCUAUAUUGCCUCUUUAGCAUCUAAUCCUUACUUUAAAAAAAUUCUCGGCAAAAGAUUAACCAGAAAUUAUGCUCGUUUGGCCGAAUCCUUUUUGCUUCGAGAUCGAGAACCAGAAAACUCCAUCAUCCUAUUCUCAGUGCAACUGUUGACUGUGCCUUCAGUAUCCGACUUACUUGUGCACCACUAUUAUUUCUUUGGACUCAUAUGCUCGACAUUAACAGCUUUCUUCUUGACAGAUCGUCUGUUUUUGAUUUUACCUUCUGAACGCCCAGCCUAUCCUUCACGCAUCAACUGUGAAUCUCGUGCAUUCCGUACGCGUCGCUACUUUAAUGCCUUUCACGAUCUUCGAUACAUCAUGAACGUGAAUAUGAUAAAACGCGUUCUUGCUCAAGAUCCACUCUACCUUCGUCAAUAUCUUGACUUGAUCAGUUUAUUUCAAGGAAUGAAUGGACAAUUAUGCCAAAAAGACACUCAUGUGGAAUAUGAAUCCGAAAUAUGGGUGAACGCUUUCAAUGUGACACUUCAGAUUGCCAAAUGCUGCCGUCAAUUCUCAGACUGCUUUGCCAUGCUCCCAGUGUCUACUGAACAAGAAAGAGUCGAUACAGCAAUUACACUUAUGAGGGCUAUCUGUCGAGUUUUAAAACAAAUCAAUGAGUGGGGGAAGCCUAAUCCUGAUGAAGAAAAAGAGGAGCAAGCAAGGAAUGUUGCAAAUACCAGCAAUACUACCUCAACGAGCGCUUACAAGGUAUAUGGUCCUUUAACCCAGACUUUCCACCAGGUUGAUACAAAAUACCUGGAUCCUAUUAAAGUUAUCAAGUAUGUUGUUACUGAACAGCCUGUAUCAUUUCACCAUCCUCUUCAUUGGUUGCUGUCUGGUCUAUUAGAGCAUGCACAUCUACUCACAGACCAUGUUCUAAUGAAAUCUGGAUGGAAAGAAGGUUUUAAAAGCGCCAUUAUUUCUUUUCAGGAAAAUAGAGGUUCUACUGGCGAUGUACUUUUGCCUAUACUCGACUUCCCAAUCAGAACCAUUGUGUUUUCAUCCCAAAUCAGAGCUGGUAUAUGGGUUCGUAACGGUUAUGGUAUUAGAAACCAGGCUCAUCAUUAUCGUGAUAUAUCAUUACGAGAGAAUACAUACGAUGCCGAUGUGUUCUUAUUGCAAUUAGGAUUUGUCACAGUUGAUACGAAUCAAUUUUUGGCGUCUUUAUUGGAUAGAUUUGAUCUCACCUCCUGGUUCCUCGGAAGUACAGCACACGCAAGCUACGAUAGUCAGCAGACGAUAUUCAUGGUUGAAGAGCUCUUAAAUCUCUUGAUCGUUUGUGUAUGUGAAAAAGCGAAUGUUAUGGGCAUGUCUAUGGCUGAAAAAAUAAGAAGGGAAAUCAUUCACAACUUGUGUCUUGGUAUCUGCGCUUAUUCUGAGUUAACGAAGCGAAUUCCUGAAAGAAUCACAGAACAUCCAGAGUUUGAUCGUAUAUUGCUUGAAGUAGCAAAAUUCAGAAACCCUGAAGGCGUAAAUGAUCAUGGACUAUAUGAGCUUAAAGAAGAAUACUUUCAACAAGUUGAUACCUACUUUUGGCAUUACAGUCGAAACAAUAGAGAAGAAGCUGAAAAUAUUUUGAAAUCAAGAUGGAAGAAAGCAAAUCCUGACAAAAAAGAAGAAGAAUUCUUCAUUUUGCCACACACAUCCAAGAUCAAUGAUGGCCCAUUUAAAUACCUUGGACAGUUCUUACAUUCUACCUUAUUUACUCAAAUGAUUACUUAUACUUUGUGGAAUAUUCGUACUGGGGAUAAUCACAAGAGCGAUACUAUCCUAGACCAAACACUGUACCUCAUUUUGUUAGCUCUUACCGAUCAAAACAAUGACUUGAACGGCAAGCAGGAAGGAUUCUAUCAAAACGCAUGCGACAAGUAUUUCAAGGUAUCAUACAGAGAUAGUGAGCCAGAAGAUUUGAAAGAAGUUUCCUUGUUUGAUCUUAUGACCAUGCUUUACGAUGAUGAAAAAUUCAGUGAAAUUAAAAGUAGACUUGAUUGGAUAUUCCAGGCUCUUUUGAAUGGUAAUGUUGAAAGAACCUGUCAAAUUGUCCAAAAUUGGAAGACAAAGCAGAAGGAAACAGCUUUAGAAAACGCUCGUAAGAAAGCUGAGGGAGCUUCUGAGCUAUCUGAUCUAGAAAAGAAAAAGCUUGCUGCUAAAGAAAGACAAAUGAAAAUCAUGGCACAAUUUGCUCAAGCGCAAUCACAGUUUAUGCAACAAAAUGAAGACCUUUACGAUGAAGAAGAUGUUACAACAGCUGAUGAAUCUUUGAACCAAAAAUUAAAUGAACCAACUGAUACAGGAAACUUGAAUAGGUUCUGCGCUUAUCCUACAGGCACAUGUAUUGUUUGUCAAGAAGACGUAAAUGAGCGUUCUCUACCUUAUGGACUCUUAGGACUUAUUCAGACAUCCAACAUACUACGAGAAACUCCAUUGGAUGACGAUUCAUUCUAUGAUGAUAUAUAUAGAACAGGGCCAACUCUUGACGUGCAAUGGGAAGAUAAGCAGUGUUUACCUGAUAGUACACCCACUAUUUCUGGAUUCCCAUCCCAAUCGCACAAAACUGGUCUUUACUCAUCAACAUGUGGCCAUCUUAUGCAUAUUAAAUGCUUUGAAGUUUACUGCACUUCUAUUGAUUCUAGACAUUCUGCCCAACUAACACGCAACCACCCUGAGAAUAGAUCCCGCAAGGAGUUCAUGUGUCCUUUGUGUAAGUCUUUGGGUAACGUAUUGCUUCCCAUUUUUUGGAAAGGCAAGAAAGAAACAUUCCCUGGUGUUCUUGAAAAAGGUGACGAUUCUGACUUUACUGCUUUUUACAAAAGUGAAGUCAAUCAGAUUGUGAAUAAAUUGAAGAAGGCGAUCGGGAUAGCUUGGAGGGUGGCACAGAACAAAAAGACUUCUGGCAGUACCAGUCGUAUGAAAGAUGUAAUGGCUCAGCUUUUGCCAACGCUUCCUCUUCAUGGCGGAGAGCAACAGACUACGACUGCCAGACCUGCGCCCCCAGGAGCAAUAGAGCGUCCGGAUUGGCCACCUCUUGGUCUUGUAAGAACUCCCCGACCUGCACCAACAACUCCUACUUUCACGGAACAAACGAAUACAGCCACAACAGGAUCUUCAGAAUCAAGCACAGAGGGCGAUAUGGAUCCAGAGAAUGACUUGUUAUUUCAAGCCGCUGUUAGUAGUGGAUCAUACCCUCCACCGGAUGGCAAACUAGGUCCCUUUGAUAAUGAAAUACUCCAUACAGCGGUUAUUCCCAGCAUACCUUACAUCAAGAAAUCUUACUCUCGUCUAUUAGAUGUUUUAAGUAUUAUUUAUCAGGAGAUAUGUGUAGAUGAGCAUGAAAGAGAAAUGUCAACAUCUGUUAAAAACAUUGAUAUGCUUUGGGGCAUAUUAGGUUAUACCAUCACAAGCUUAGAAAUUGCUGCUCGAGGAAUAAGUAGACCAAAAGUAAAUGAAAAUACAGCAACAAAUACAGUCUUUGAUCAAAUACCAGCACAAGCGCAGACGCUUCUUCGAGUCAUGAGUGAUACUAUCUUGGCAUAUACCACCAUUAUGUGUCCUUCUGGAUCAGACUCUAAAUCAAAUUCGUCAAUGACCCUUGCACGAGUUACCAUGCUUGCCCUUGGUCGCAUGCGACAGAUAUUUGAAGUUAACGUAGAUGAUGUUGUUAACAUUGUUAAUCACCCUGGAAGAGAGAAAAUUGUUCUAUAUGACAACGCUCCUCUAUUAGAAGAUGAUCCUUUCAUGAUUUUGACCGAAUUAUCACUACACUUGACAAUUGUUGCUCCAACUGAUAUAUUCCCCUUUGUUCGCACCAUGUUGUUGGCUGAAAUGGCAAAGAUUGCAGUGGGAUUAAUUCAAAAUAGGCUUUCGAGAGCUCUACGUCAAGUCCCUGAUCAGUAUCAUCCUGCAACUAGUGAACCAUCGCAAGAUAUCGCCGUUGCUAAAACGUUUGCUUAUUCUUUAAUGAAUAAGUUACAAUUCACUCCUGAGGAAGCCCAUGCUACGUUUAAAAAGUUUGGAGAUGAUGCCUCAUUCUGUACCCUGCUCAAAUUCUUUGCACUGCCUUUCCUCCGUCGAACAUUAAUACUAAUGGUAUCCAGAUUCGGUUUAAUAAUUCCAAACAACAUGUCUCAGGAACUGGAUGGUGCUUCAGAAUUUGAUCGUUUACUCAAUAUCCUGCACCUGCCAAGUUUCGCCGAGUUUCUAAAGCCUAUGCACAUGACUGAUUCCCUGUUGCAUCACUGGUGUGUCCAGCUUCUUCGUGAAUCAGAGCAUAAAUUACGCGUUCAAGAAGGGCAGGCAUCAUUAACAGCUUCACGGCUCUUAAACAUACCACUAGAUUUACCUACACCUUUAUGCCUGAUAGCACUACCAAAGAGACUUGAUCGCCUAUUCGAUGAAAGCAUGCGACGAGUCUGUCAUAAAUGUGGCACAGUACCUAGUGAUCCUGCUUUAUGCCUACUGUGCGGUACUUUUGUUUGUGCUCAAAGCUUUUGUUGUGCAGAAGAAGAAGAAGGAGAGUGCAAUCUUCAUACGGCAGAAUGUGGUGGGGAAAUUGGUAUAUUUUUGUAUGUCAAGCGAUGUGUGCUCUUAUUACUCCAUAAUGGCAACGGUUGGUUCAUGAAUGCCCCCUACCUUGAUCCACAUGGCGAAGUGGAUCAGGGCUUGAGACAUGGACGGCCACAGUAUCUUAAUCCUAAACGAUAUGCAGAGAUCCGCAAACUAUGGUUACAACACAAUAUCCCUAUAUAUGUUGCAAGGCAGAUUGAAGCCAAUUAUGAUAUAGGAGGAUGGACUACAUUCUAAAUUGAUGAAAAUAAACAUAUUGAAUGUAUAUAAAAGGCUUAGUUCGAGUUUAAUGAUUUUGUAUUGACACAUAGAGAUCUUGAAGCGAUAUAAUGACAUGGGAGUAAAUUAUAGGACAUGUAUAUUAAGCAUAAUGAAGUCCUUAUAUACACA
Messenger RNA from Rhizopus microsporus ATCC 52813, 6775 nucleotides. RefSeq lists its product as uncharacterized. The transcript has 6 exons. Gene Ontology annotation, biological process: protein ubiquitination; ubiquitin-dependent protein catabolic process via the N-end rule pathway. Gene Ontology annotation, cellular component: ubiquitin ligase complex; cytoplasm. The record is from RefSeq and is a predicted model, not a curated record. Bases 26 to 6622 code for a protein of 2198 amino acids. Gene Ontology annotation, molecular function: ubiquitin protein ligase activity; zinc ion binding. Lineage: Eukaryota; Fungi; Mucoromycota; Mucoromycetes; Mucorales; Rhizopodaceae.